CAAUUUUCAUCUUACUUUGUCUCUCUCUCUUCGAGUUCCAGGAGUACGACGGCGAUCAAACAGGAAAUGGAGAUGAAUUCCGCCUGCAAUGACGAUCUCAUCACUGAUUUCUAAAGGAUAUUCUUAAUUGAUUGGAUCGUUUGAAUUGUUAAAAGGGGGAAAGAGAAAAAAAAAUGUCUUAUGAGGGUGUUGUAGUUUCUGAUCCAUGGCUGCAGAGCCAAUUUACUCAAGUCGCGCUGCGUGACCUCAAAUCCAAGUUUCUUGCUGCAAGAAAUCAAUCAGGAAAGGUCACCCUGGAAGAUCUGCCAGCAAUUAUGUCCCAAUUAAAGGCAUUCAGUAAUGUGUUCAGUAAUGAAGAAAUUAAGGCUAUAUUGACUGAGUCAUCCUCUGACUUGAAGGAGCAAUAUGAUUUUGAAUCCUUCCUUCGAGCAUUUCUAAAUCUACAGGCACGGGCUCCAACAACAUCGGGUAAUUCAAAAUUAAAAGCCACCACCACUUUUCUGAAAGCUACCACAACACUACUUCGCCAUACCAUUAGUGGACCAGAAAAGGCCUCUUAUGUGGCACACAUCAAUAGUUUUCUUGGAACUGAUAAAUUCUUGAAGGAUUAUCUUCCUUUAGAUCCAUCAACCAAUGCGCUGUUUGAUCUUGCAAAGGAUGGUGUGCUUCUGUGUAAGCUCAUUAAUGUUGUUGUACCUGGCACAAUAGAUGAACGAACUAUUAAUACCAAGAAAGUUCUUAAUCCAUGGGAAAGAAAUGAGAACCAUACACUUUGCCUCAAUUCUGCAAAGGCUAUUGGUUGCACAGUGGUCAACAUUGGUACACAGGAUCUAGUUGAAGGAAGACCACAUCUCAUCCUUGGAUUGAUUUCUCAAAUGAUCAAGAUACAACUCUUAGCUGAUAUCAACCUGAGGAAAACUCCACAACUUCUGGAAUUGGCAGAGGAUAGUAAGGACGUAGAAGAGCUCCUGAGCUUAUCUCCAGAAAGAAUGUUACUGAGAUGGAUGAAUUUUCAUCUGAAAAAAGUGGGCUACAACAAGAAGCAGGUUGCAAAUUUUUCUUCUGAUUUGAAGGAUGGAGAGGCCUAUGCUCACUUGCUUAAUGCUCUUGCUCCGGAACAUGGCACAACCAACACACUUGAAACAAAAGAUCCUACUGAAAGAGCAAACUUGAUUCUUGAACAUGCAGACAAAUUGGGUUGCAAAAGAUAUCUCACCGCAAAGGAUAUUGUUGAGGGAUCAGCAAAUUUAAAUCUUGCAUUUGUUGCUCAGUUAUUCCAACACAGGAACGGAUUGUCCCUUGCCAACUCAAAGUUUUCUUUUGCUACAAUGAUGAAUGACGAUGAUCAAACUUCAAGGCAAGAAAGAUGCUUCCGUUUGUGGAUUAACAGCCUUGGAAUAGCUACGUAUGUCAAUAACUUAUUUGAGGAUGUUCGAACUGGGUGGGUUCUCUUGGAAGUCCUUGACAAAGUUUCCUGUGGAUCAGUUAAUUGGAAGCAAGCUACAAAACCUCCAAUCAAGAUGCCUUUCCGAAAAGUUGAAAAUUGCAACCAAGUUAUUGAUAUUGGAAAGGAAUUAAAUUUCUCGCUUGUAAACGUCGAAGGAAAUGAUAUCGUGCAAGGAAACAAGAAGCUCAUAUUAGCUUUUUUAUGGCAGUUGAUGAGGUUUAGUAUGCUCCGACUUUUGAAAAACUUGAGAUCAUACUCUCAAGGAAAGGAGAUAAUAGAUACUGACAUACUAAACUGGGCAAACAGAAAAGUGAGUAGUGCAGGCAGAAAAAGGCAAAUGGAAAGCUUCAAGGACAAAAGUCUUUCAGAUGGAAUGUUCUUUCUUGAACUUUUAAGUGUUGUGGAGCCAAGGGUUGUAAACUGGACCCUUGUAACCAAGGGGAGAACAGACGAGGAUAAGAAGCUAAAUGCAACUUAUAUAAUCAGCGUUGCUCGGAAGAUUGGGUGCUCGAUCUUUUUGUUGCCCGAGGACAUAAUAGAGGUGAACCAGAAAAUGAUUCUCACGCUGACGGCAAGCAUAAUGUGUUGGAGCUUAGAGAAGAAAGCAAAGGAGUCGGAGAGCGAUAAAGAUAAAAGGUAGUGCAAGCUUCCAUUUCUAUGCAGAACUGCAGUGAGCAGCCUACUGCCAGGAAAGAUUUUGAACAAAUAGUAACAGAAUUUUUCGUUUCUUUUCUUUUCUUUUUGUUUUUUAAUGUUUACAAAGAUAUCUAAUACCACUUUGAAUAUUGUAGUCCCCGCAUUGCGUGGUGUUGGUGGGAAAAAAAAUU
Molecule: messenger RNA, 2274 nt
Organism: Ipomoea triloba (trilobed morning glory)
Lineage: Eukaryota; Viridiplantae; Streptophyta; Magnoliopsida; Solanales; Convolvulaceae
Product: fimbrin-5-like
Exons: 15
Coding region: 174-2087 (637 amino acids)
Biological process (GO): actin filament network formation; actin filament bundle assembly
Cellular component (GO): cytoplasm; actin filament bundle; actin filament
Molecular function (GO): actin filament binding
Source: RefSeq, a predicted model, not a curated record